Messenger RNA from Camponotus floridanus (Florida carpenter ant), 967 nucleotides. RefSeq lists its product as uncharacterized. The record is from RefSeq and is a predicted model, not a curated record. Gene Ontology annotation, biological process: detection of chemical stimulus involved in sensory perception of smell; sensory perception of smell. Gene Ontology annotation, molecular function: olfactory receptor activity; odorant binding. Gene Ontology annotation, cellular component: plasma membrane. Lineage: Eukaryota; Metazoa; Arthropoda; Insecta; Hymenoptera; Formicidae. Bases 90 to 800 code for a protein of 236 amino acids. The transcript has 7 exons.
UAUAUGAGCAAAUAAUAUAUCAUUGGAAUACAACAAAAUGCAUAGAGGAAUUAAAAAUCUUACAGCAAUACACCAAGAUCGGAUAUUUAAUGACAAUUACCAUAGCAACAUUCUUCUAUUUAUGCGUAUAUAUGUUCAUAAUAAUGCAAAUUUUACCAAAAUUCCUUGACAUAGUGGCGCCCUUAAACGAAUCGCGUUCCUACGAACUUUUUGCUAUAGCCACAUUUUUCUUCGAUCAAGAAAAAUAUUUCGUUCCAAUAUUUCUGCAUAUGACAGUGGCGCUUUCAGUAGAAAUAACUAUAAUAGUAGCCACCGAUACAAUGUGCUUGAUAAGUACGCAACAUGCUUGUGCUCUAUUUAAAAUUGCCAGUUUUCGCAUAGAACAUGCAUUUGAUUGCGAAAUACACAUAUCUGCGAUGGAGAAAAACGCGACGUAUUACACUAAUAUAAUCAAUGCGAUAACCACUCAUAAUCGAGCUAUCAAGUUUUUCGAAUUUCUUAACUGCCACUUCGAAGUAUCUUAUUUCAUAUUACUUAUAUUAGGUGUGUGUUCUGUAAGCAUUAAUCUGUUUCGUAGAUUAACAAAUUGCAGUGACGAAAUAUUCUAUAAAACAUGCGAAUUGCCUUGGUAUACUGUCUCUAUUCGAUGUCAAAAAAUGCUCCAAUUCAUAAUGCAACGAAGCAUAAAAGGCAAUAAAUUUAUAAUAUUCGGCUUAAUUGACGCUUCACUUGAACGCUUCGCUUCGCUUGUGAGCAUCUCUAUGUCUUACUUCACAGUUUUUUGGUCAAUACAAAGUUAAGAUUUCUAUGGAUAAUUUGCAUAAUUAUCACAGAGACGAAAAUUCUUCUCAAAACCUACAAGGCUAAUCGAAAUGCAAAAUUACAAGUAACAAGAGAAUUAUGAUUUAUUUGUUUAAAUAGUUAAAUCGACAUCUUAGAAUUCACUAUGUAGCAUGAUUAUAUUAAA